AACCACCAAGCGUUAAAAGCGGUGCCAGCGCUGGGGCAACAGCGCGCGCGUACGAGCUUGCCAAAGAGUGGGUGGAGCUAUUUUGGAGGCGUAACCAGCCCUGCCCGUCCCUCGACCGUGCUGCGUAUGUGCCACCUACCCUGCAGAGAUUUGAUCAAAGAUUUUGCUAGCUACGUAGUAAUGGCCGAAGCAACGACGCCGCGGACUGGUGGAGAGGUCCUGACACCAAACGAUGCCGUAAAAGUGCUGGAGGAGCUACUACCAGCACAGAACCAGUCCUACGAACUGGGCUUGAGGCUGAAUCUAAAGCCACACGAUGUAAAGAGCAUCCACGCAACCGUUUCCGAGCCGCGCAAACGCCUUCUUGAGAUCGUGUUGGAGUUUCUGAACCAAGUAGAGCCAAGACCAACCUGGAGAGUCAUUGUAGAUGCCCUCAAAAGUCCUGCAGUCAGUCUUCCUCAGCUAGCAAUGGCUGUGGAGGCAGCUCAGUUUCCUGACACUACACCACAGCUACCUGCAGCCAGUGUAUCUUCCUCUCAGAGUCCGGCCACCUCCACUCAACCAGGCCUCUCCUCACCUCUCCAUGGUUCUGGAGCCUCAGUGUUCACUGAAGUCGACUAUCAAUCAGACCUACCACAACCCAGUUAGUCCACUACUGCAGCUGUUAACAAGUGUAGCAGGGCCACUCCGGACAAUUUGUAAUGCUCGAUUCUCUGCCAGUCACAUCACGUGCAUCAUUAUCAUAAGCCAAGCUAAAAUCACAUGGAUAAUACCGAAGCACUCGCUAACACCUCUUUAUAACGGAUACUCUAACUAUCGCACACCUACCUUAGACACGCGCCAGUCCCGCCCACGUGUGAACGAGCGCGAAUUCACAACUAAGCAAAGUGUCUGCUGCGAGACUAACAUCGCCACCAGUUCAUCGCUUCAACUUUCUGCAGCAGAGUUUGACUCCUUUAUCAGAGGGUAUAAUGUUUAUCAAGUCAUUUGGACUCCUGUAGUAGGAGAACUAUGUUUCUAGUUUGAAACAGAGCACUCAGGAUCAUUUUCAUUACAACAGUAUGCACCAUUGAUGCUGUGAAAGUGCAUAAAAUGACAGUUUUGACACGAACC
This is a messenger RNA of Geodia barretti, 1113 nucleotides long. The record is from the annotation of a GenBank genome assembly. Lineage: Eukaryota; Metazoa; Porifera; Demospongiae; Tetractinellida; Geodiidae.